Messenger RNA from Racocetra fulgida, 1016 nucleotides. The record is from the annotation of a GenBank genome assembly. Lineage: Eukaryota; Fungi; Glomeromycota; Glomeromycetes; Diversisporales; Gigasporaceae.
GGCAAAAAGUAGUGGGGUUGUCCGUUCUCCGAACUCAACUAAGGGGAUAUUCUUUUCGUGAACUAAAAGAAAUUUUUAAAGAAAAUCAAACCUUCGAAUUCGGUGUUCCUGCUAAUAGUCUAACGAUUAAAAAGGCACCAGAUUCCAACGAACGUUUUUAUUUAGAAUUAACCCAAGAAAUUUGGGAAAUUAAAAAAUUGUCUGAUAAGGGCAAGAGCAAAGAAACCACAGUUGAAGACGAAGAAUUUUCUAGCGAAGAUGAAAUCGAAGAAUUAUUUGAGGAUGUUUCAGAUAUUCGUCGCUUCGGAAACAUCAAUGAGUUAAGAAAAGAAUAUCAAAUUUCCUUGGAAAAUGAAGAAGUUUCAACCAACAAUCGAACAUUGAUUGAGAGAGGGGGAGAACAAAUUUUCGACUUAACUAAAAUUAACAAAUCUAGUAAUGAAAUUUUGGAUAAGUUUAUUUCUUUAACCAAAAGAGGGAAGGACUCGAGCUGGUUGCCAGUAGACGUUGGAAUGGAGAGAAUUAAAGCUUAUCUAAGUUUGUUGGAGGAAAAAAAACUAGAAGGUGAGAAAAAAUUAGAAGAACGGCAACAAAAGGUUAUUCAACAACUAACCAAAUCGCAAGAAGUGGUUCAAUCGCCUCCCUUUCUAUUUCCCUUCUUUUCCCGUUCCGAAAAAGGCCCAGAACUUUCAGACUCGGAAUUAAUCCGGGCACUUGGUGAGUGGGAAAGUGUCAAUGAUCACCAAAGAACUUUUUUCUCGGUUCUCUCCUCAAACCUCAUCGAUUUUUGUAAAACAUUUGGAGACCGAAUAUCCAAAUCCCAACUCAAAUUCAACCAACAAAUAACUAAUCUCCAAACCCAAUAUAUUCAAGAAAAACAAGAAUAUAAUCGAUUAAUUCAAGCGGGAGAACAGGCUUUAAAAAGGCAAGAGGGGAUAAUAGUCGAUAAGGAGAAAAGAAUAUUAGUUAUUGAGGAAAGAGGUGAGAGAGCAUUGAAAAUAGUUUCUAAUUUAUAA